AUGGCAGCUCCGAGCGCGUCAGCGAUUUCAAAGUUGCACCCGCAACCAAGUGCAGAUGAGUCGACUCUCGCUAAGCUAGGAUAUAAGCAGGAAUUUCGCAGGGAGUUCACUCCACUAGAGGUGGCUGGACUUGCAUUCAGCUUUGUUGGAGUGGUUCCUUCUAUAGCCUCCGUGCUCUUCUAUGCAAUACCAAACGGUGGGCCUGUCGCGAUGGUUUGGGGUUGGGUAUUUGCUUGCCCCUUUAUUAUGUGCACCGGGUUGGCGUUGGCAGAACUCGCAUCAGCAGCACCUACUUCUGGCGGCCUAUACUAUUGGACUUACUCUCUCGCUUCUCCACGAUGCCGCAAUUUUCUGUCUUGGAUAGUUGGCUGUAAGUCCUGCAUUUUGACGCGACAUGCAGCCACUUCCGUAAACUGGGCCUGUGCAAUCCAAAUCACUGCAGCAAUCAGUAUUGCCUCCUCUGACCAGACAUAUACGACUACCAACCAGCAGCUCUAUGGUAUAUAUGCAGCUUUGGGUUUAUCACAAGCUGUCCUCGUAAGCUUCGGUACCAAAGUUUUGGCAAGGUUGCAGAGGCUAUUCACGUCGGUGAAUGCAUGCCUUUGCUUCAUAAUCAUCAUCGCUCUUCCAAUCGCAACGCCACCGGAUUAUCGAAACAGCGCAAAUUUUGCGCUAGGGGAUUUCACUAACCUGGCCGGCUGGCCAUCCGGAUUCGCAUUUAUUUUGAGCUUAAUGGCUCCUCUUUAUACCAUAGGGGGUUAUGAUGCUAGCGUUCACAUGAGCGAGGAGGCCUCAAAUGCCGCUAUGGCUAUCCCAUGGGCAAUAGUCGGUUCUAUUGCCGUAUCAGCUGUCCUUGGUUGCGGAGUCAACAUCUCCCUUGCUUUUUGCAUGGGCACUGAUGUCGGCAGCAUCUUCAAUAGCCCUAUUGGCCAGCCUAUGGCACAAAUCCUAUUCAAUUCGCUCGGGCAGCAAAAGGCCCUGGCUCUAUGGUGUCUCGUUAUUAUAGCGGAGUACAUGGUGGCAUCGAACUGCCUCCUGGUCGGCUCUCGCCAAACGUUUGCAUUUGCUCGUGAUGGAGCCCUGCCUUUUUCACGGUAUUUGUACCGGAUCAAUCGCUACACAGGAACACCCGUCAACACAGUUUGGUUCGAAAUCAUCUGCUCUCUGGCAAUCGGACUUUUGUCGUUCGUAAGCACCCAAGCCAUCGAUGCGGUAUUCACGAUUGCUAUCACCGCGUCGUAUAUCGCCUACAUAACGCCGAUCACGAACCGCUUUGUGUUCCAGAAUGAUUUUAAACCCGGUCCGUUUUAUCUUGGGAAACUGAGCUUUCCGGUCUCUGUGAUCGCUGUGGUGUGGAUGAGUUUCAUGAUAUUUGUUUUCUUCUUUCCCGCGACCCCGCAAACAACGGCCCAGGAGAUGAACUAUACAGUCGUGGUACUUGGAGGGUUUAUGUUUCUAGCGAUUUCCUGGUAUUAUCUUCCGGUGUACGGAGGCGUACAUUGGUACACUGGACCCAUAUCCAACUAUACGCCGGCCAUCAGAGGUGAAAACAAAGACGAAGAUUCUAUAUCGGAGAGGAAGGAACAUGAUGCCGAUAUCUAUGUUUCAGCGCUGGAUGUAUAA
Molecule: messenger RNA, 1623 nt
Organism: Suillus plorans
Lineage: Eukaryota; Fungi; Basidiomycota; Agaricomycetes; Boletales; Suillaceae
Product: amino acid/polyamine transporter I
Exons: 14
Coding region: 1-1623 (540 amino acids)
Biological process (GO): transmembrane transport; amino acid transport
Cellular component (GO): membrane
Molecular function (GO): transmembrane transporter activity
Source: RefSeq, a predicted model, not a curated record